Odontomachus brunneus is the source of this 2890-nucleotide messenger RNA. RefSeq names its product cdc42 homolog. Gene Ontology annotation, biological process: small GTPase-mediated signal transduction. Gene Ontology annotation, molecular function: GTP binding; GTPase activity. Bases 365 to 1279 code for a protein of 304 amino acids. The record is from RefSeq and is a predicted model, not a curated record. The transcript is spliced from 3 exons. NCBI's taxonomy places the organism in Eukaryota, Metazoa, Arthropoda, Insecta, Hymenoptera, Formicidae.
UUUUUUGUGCGACCGACCACGGGCACGGGCUCGCUCGCCAGUUCCCAUUGUUUUCCGCCGCUUCUGUGUGUGUCUCGGCCUGCUCCUCUGCCUCUGCCUCGGCCUCGACCUCGGACUUCGCCAACGACGUAUCGCAUCACGUAGGUGGGAUUGCACCAGCAGGUAGACGGAGUUCGCCCACCCUAUGACGACGGUGUUCCUAGAAGAAGCAUGACGUGCCGCUUCGUGAUGCGACAUUGCUCCAGGUCGGCAGUCUGAGAGCAACGACGACGGCCGCCGCGGCGGCGCCGAGUAGCAGAAGCAGGAGCAGGAGGAGGAGAAAGAAGAGAAGGUUAUACGUAGGGUCCGCUGUACCCGCGUCCGCAUGAAAGGUCGGAGCUGCGGCAAAAUCAAGAGCGAGACAAUGCCGCCAUCCUCGCACACCAACUGGACGAGGCCGCUACUCAAAGGCGGACAAACCAUGCAGAUGCAGGCGAAACAGCAGUCCACGACAACAACGACGAUGACGACGGCGGCGGUGAUGGCAACGACAACGACGUCGUCGUCGGCGGCGGCGGCUGCUGCUGCUGCUGCUGCUGCUGCUGGUACUGGCGCCAGUGUCAGUGUAGCUCAGAAUCAAAACGACGCAGCGACGCCACUCGACAAACGGAUCAAGGUGGUCCUGGUGGGUGACGGCGCCGUCGGCAAGACCAGUUUGGUGGUCUCCUACUCUACUAAUGGCUUCCCGGGAGAAUAUGUGCCAACUGCUUUCGAUAAUUAUAAUGUGGUUGUUAAUGUUGAUGGUCAGCCACUGAAUGUCCAACUGUGCGAUACAGCAGGCCAGGAUGACUUUGACCCUUUGCGUUCAUUGUGCUAUCCUGAAACUGAUGUGUUUCUAGUUUGCUUCAGUGUUGUAUGUCCUUCAUCCUAUCACAGCGUGGCUUCUAGAUGGAUUAAUGAAGUGCGGAAAUACUGCCCAAAUGCUCCAAUUAUCUUGGUAGGAACAAAGUGCGAUCUGAGAUCAGACGUACGUCUGAUGCUACAACUUGCCAGAUUCGGCCAAGCGCCGAUCACCACUAUCCAGGGUCACCAGUUAGCGCAUAGGCUAAGCGCUGUAAAUUACGUGGAGACGUCUGCGUUGACGCAACACGACCUCAAGGAAGCCUUCGACCAGGCGAUAGUCAGUGCCCUCAAUACGAGGCGCGGCGGUGCUAGUUUACUAUACCGGCGUAGGAAGCCGCCCCCGCUGUGGCGUAGAUGGUUGUGCUGUUGGGGACGGUCGUCUUCGAGCGAGACCUAAACAAGAUCCUACGUGAUAGACUAUAACUUCUUUAGAAUCCCUCUGUGAUCAUAGGCGGCUGUCGUCCGCCACUGUCAGAAUCGCACUCGUAUGCAUGACGUAUUUGAUAGCUACGUUCUCUCGUUGACGAUUAUCCUGACAGGUAGAGAGCAGCUAGUAUUUUGUUAUUUAGAUUUUAGAUGAGCGGACAACAAAGUCUUGUUUCAGUUCGCGCGACGAUUGCGCGAAUGAGCGACUAAAAGCGACGUGUCUUGGUAUUGAUCGCUCUGGCCAAGUCUUACUGGCCGUUCUGACUUCUACCAAUAGAUCCGUCGCGCACAAUCAAGUUAAAAUGACAACUCUUGAGUACGCGGCGCGACGUUCUAUCGCAGCCGAAUUCACCUUCGCAAGUCACACAGAGCCUUCGAUCAUUUUACAUGUUUCCGCACGUUUUACGCGUACGAAGUAUAACAAACUGCCUAAUAACGCCCAAGGUUACGACGUUUACAAUGUCAUGCAGCAUCGUGCCAGCACUAAUGACUCAGCAGCAGCCUAACUCGCGCAAAUCGAUGAUGAUCUGUGUUCGAGGAUUACGCGACGCUUUUGCGCGACUUGCGAAUAUCCCGAAGCUACGUCGGGAGCACGCGGCACGUGAUAAAUGUUAGACGAAUCACGACAGAUGACACACGUUCUGACAGACGGAGCGAGCGCCGCCCGUAAAAUUCCUGAAGCCGCACCCGGCAUAAUUUAUUAUAAUAUUAAUCGUAUUAAUCAUUAUUUUUGUUACUAGCAUGUAAUUGGCUACUCGCUGGUUGUGAUUUUUGUACGUAAUAUCUGUUUUCAUUGUCGCGGUAAGAUCAGUUCUUUACUGCCUUCCCGCGCCCUCCCCCUCCCCCAGCCCUCUCACCCUUCGAGGAUAAUUAAGCGGAGCCAUCGCGCCCCUCUACGACCACACGUGGCGUAUAACAAUUGUAUAUUUUUUACUUGUUGCGACGACGUGCAUAUAUAUAAAUAUAUUUAUUUUUUAAUAUCUCUUUGAUAUAUAUACAUAUAUGUACAUCGGUAUUUUAGUAGAAGUAAAAAGUAGCUUUAAUCGCCAUUCUCGCAAACCUAGUGACAUCACACCUAUAUAAAUACAUGGACAUAAUUUAUAUGCGAAUAAUAUAAGGCUACGGUAACGGAGCAAUGAUAUUUCGUAUAACAUGUUUUUUAUAUAAAUUUAUGUGAUGUAGUAGUGUUUGUACGAACGCGAUAGCAGUAACAAUAUAGGAGAAAAUAUCAAACGCGAUAAUAUUAUAACGAAGAGUGUAGAGAGAUGCGCGCGAAUAGACCCCGACGUUAACUCGACGAUCCAGGCGCACUCGAAGUCGGUAGAGAAAAAAAAACUCGCUGUGAUCUUACCUGAAACUGUCUUCUGAAGGUUCUCUGUAUGUCACAUACGGAAUUGUGUAUGAAUAAGACUGCAGAUAAAAUUCAAAACUGUUCUGCAUAAUGCGUAAGCUUAACUCGCUGUAACACUUGGUUUCUAUCAAGGCGCAUCAAAAAUAAAUUGUAUAUAAGUAUUUAUUCAUCAAAUACGAGAACCGCCUCUCUAUCAUUUGUGAUAUAUUAAAAGUCCGUAAUUAGCGAUAA